AUGCCAAGCAUCGACGUCGAGCCCAAGAGGCGUCGUCGUAAGGAGGACAGUGAACGCGACGAGCGGGAUAGGGACAGAGAGCGGGAUAGAGAUCGAGACUCUCCAGUUGCCAAGGACAAGCACCGGAUACCGCAUACGUCAAGCACGAAACUCCGAAAGCGAAGAUCGACGAGCAGAGAGAGGCUUUUGCCCAAACUAGCAUCGUCGGAAAGGGGGAGCAAGCGUAAGGUGGAACUCGUGGUUCCAGAGAUGGAGAGGCGCUCAGCGAGCGGAUCCGGAGUGGACAUUAGGCAGAAAACAUCGUACCCGACUUUCAGCAAAGCGCAUAGCAGAGAAGCUGUGGGAAGUCUGGAAGAUGUGCGCAAUACUAAGCCUCUGACGCCCGCGGCUACAGAUGUUGGUCCAGAGCGGAGAAGAAAUUCCACACCCGCGAAACCUCUUGCAGCGGAUACACCGCCUAGUCCUCCGCUGACGGCUGACAACCCAGAAAUCCGGAGAUCGGGAAACGGCACGCCGCGUGGUUCAGAAGUCAAAGGUUCGCGGUCAGAUGCGCACCUGCGCAGGGAUGCUGCUGCGGCGGCCGCGGCGUAUGGUGACUCCGAGAUAUCGAGCAUGCCUGGCGCCUUCCCGGAAGAUGAGCGCAAGACGACGCCAAGCAGUGGAUUUCGCAAGUCCGUCUCCACCGCCGCAUCAGCGUCACAGCCGCAUUCAACGGUCACGCAGAAUACGCAGAACACCCAGGAGUCCUUCGACUCUGGCGCGACUACCGUACCUCCUGAGCGUAAGGCUCACCGUCAACCAAGAAUUAUCCCGGUUUACGAUGACGGACCUCACCUCGAUACGGAACCCCAGACGCCCAUGUACGAGUUUGUUGACGAUUUACCGCGGAAGACACCAAUCAUUGAUGUCGGUGCUGCAUCGGCCUACGUGCCAACAGGAAACUUUGGGCAGACGCCUAUCACGGCGGUACCGCCCAUGCCGCCUCCACCACCUCCUGCGCCGAGGGACAUUGCAGCUGGCAAGGAGCCUCCUCGGGUGGACUAUCUGUUGAAGAACGGCGGCUUAUCAGGUCUGAUACCGAAGAGGUUAGUCCAGUCUGGAACACCUGUUCAACAGUACAGCAUGUAUCAGUCGCCUGCCAUCCUACAACAAGCGCCACUCGAGGAGUACUCGAAGGUCUUUGCAACUUUGCAUAAGCGAUUGGACGACUAUUUGCAAGUACUGAAGUCAAACGGCUCUCUCGCAGUGGCCACGGGCUACAAGUCAGUUGCAAGGCGACUGCUGGACAAGCUUUCACAAGUGUUUGCACGCGACAUCUCUUCGCAGCGUUGCGACUGCGUCAUAUGUAAGAUGACUCCUCAACCGGCUCUGUCUGACGAGGAAGACAGUGGUAUCAGUUGGGGCGAGAUCUUAGAGUUCGUAGCAGGCCGGCGAGAGCUACCACAGUGGCCGCCGUUCAGCAUGCAACCCGAGGACGGCGGGCUUGGAAUUUCCGGCGCCACUCAGAAACCAAUGCAGAAGCUAGACAUCGACGUGCCGGACGAGUACCGUGACCAUUACAUAAGACAGAAUCAGAAGACGAAGCGAGCAGUACAGAACUGGCUCGCACAACAGCCAGACUUCCCCUGCAGCCCACCUGAUGAAGCGGACGAAGAUACCUUGAUGUUUGCAAUGAUGACGAGACUAGAUGUGCAGCAGCGCAACUUCUUCAUAGCGCUCAUGCAUGGACAGAGUGUCAUCUCUGAAGCGCGAGCGCCGACGCCAGCCGAGCGACCAAGUACACCGUCGAAUGCGCUUAAGCGGACGAGGAAGGCUCUACACCGGUUGUACCGUCUCAGCAAGCCGCCUCGAGAUUGCGAGUGCGCAAUGUACCUGCUUUCGAAUCCUGAGCUGCACGGCAUGCUCGCCACGCUCGCUGAAGUGAACGAGCAGGAGUGGGACAUUCUGGUGUCAGGACGCUUCGAUGGCUUCUUAUGGUCUGGAGCCGAGACGCCUGUGGCACCUUCUAUGGGGACGUUCACACCAUCACGAGCGCCAUCCCGGGGCGUUAACGGCACGCCAUUCUCACGAAAUGGUACGCCUUUUAGCGGUCUGAGUGGUAUGCCGGCAUCGCGCGGACCCACGCCUUUCAGUCCCUUGCGUAACGUGAUGUCGCCAGAAGAAGAUCCUUUUGGUACGCCGUAUGCUGUGCAGCCUCCCAUGUUCCCGUCGCGCGGGCCGACACCUGGACCGAAUGGGGCGGGCGUUAGCGCACCUGCGCCCGUGCAGAUGGACGAAGACACGGAGAUCGCGGUCUUGGCCGAAGUCGAGCGGAACCUGUUCAGUGACAUGGAGCGCUUCGAAGACGCAUUCGAGCUGCUGCACUCUCGUGCGGAGCAAGUGCGGCAGAUGCUGCGUGAGCGUUCGGCAGGAUUGGCGUUGCAGACUCAGCUCCGCCGCGGCUCUAACUCGUCGGAUCAGUUCGUUCGGCUCGAUACACCGGCUUCGGGCAUUACAGACUUCGAAGACGAAGAUGAUGACGACGGGCUUGGCGAUGUUGCGUCUCUUGCGCCGGACGACAGUGCUAGUCAAAUUAGCGUCAACCGUCGACACCGACGACGGCAGGGGCGGGAGAACAGAACCCCUGCGCCCGUCGCCGAGGAGGACGAGAGUGUGUUUGAGGAGGACACGAGGAAGCAUGGUGGAAGGAGGUCGAAGUACUGA
Baudoinia panamericana UAMH 10762 is the source of this 2703-nucleotide messenger RNA. RefSeq lists its product as uncharacterized. Gene Ontology annotation, molecular function: DNA binding. The coding region runs from base 1 to 2703 and encodes 900 amino acids. Lineage: Eukaryota; Fungi; Ascomycota; Dothideomycetes; Mycosphaerellales; Teratosphaeriaceae. The record is from RefSeq and is a predicted model, not a curated record. The transcript has 2 exons. Gene Ontology annotation, cellular component: nucleus.